AUGCAAAACGAAAACGCCCGAGAUAAACCUCGUCUUCAAAUUAACGUUCGCAAAUCGCAUCUACCAAGCAUUGUCACAACAGCUACUCCAACCACUUCGUCCUCAACUCGUUUGGUGGGGAACGACCUGGUCAAGACGCCUCUUACGCCAUCGGAGGCCCAAAGUAUGAUCAUGAAGCAGUCUGUUUUGAUGGGCAAUAUGCUCAGACCCACAAAUAACGUACCGGUUGGAAUCAAAGGUUUAAGUCCUACUGAGCUCCACAAGGUCCUGUCGGGACCUGAUGCUAACAAUAUUUUGCUCAUUGACGUGCGGCCGGUUGUUCCAUCAUCAAAUACACGCAUCAAAAAUGCAGUUCCCUUGUGUGUUCCCUCUACGUUGCUAAAACGGACCUCUUUUAACAUGGAGAAAAUCGUCGAGCUCAUGGGCAGCGACGUCAGAGAACGGCUGAACAAUUUAGAAAAGGCAAAAUACGUUGUGUUAUAUGAUGAAGCCACUCUCGACUUAAAAACGUGUGGCCCCAACGCUUUGUACCAUACUAUCAGCAAAGUCCAAGCUUCUGGACGCGCAGAUGGUCGUUUAUAUUUUUUGGAAGGUGGGUUUGGUCGCUUUAAGAACGAUUUUUCAGAACACGUCGAAGAUCUUCCCGAAGACUCUGCCACUACAGACUACACCUAUUUCACUUCGCCCUCUUCCGGACCGAACUAUUUAUCGGGUAACAACAAUUUGGUGUCGCCGGCGACGCCGUUUUCACUUAGGCCAGUACUGACAAGUUUGCGUUCGUCGCCAACUUGGGCGCGCGUUCCUCCAGCUACUGCAGUGGCUGCUGUCGAUAAUACCAACCUGACAGUACUCGACCUUGUCUGUGACAUGAAAGACAGUUUGCCGUAUUCGCUUCGACAGAUUGUGGAGGAAACGCUAGCUGGACGAAACCCAAUCGCUGAGAAAUUCAGCAAAUUACAGUCUGAAGAGCAAUCUAGACUUACCCAAGCUUAUUUUAGAGAUGUUGGCAGCAACAACAGCUCUGCAUCAACAAGCUCCCGUUUGCUAAGGACAGUAAACAGCAGCAUCAACGCAAAUGCCGUAUCGCCAUGCUUGAGCCCAUUGCCUAAAGAAGAUGAUGGUUUCGAAUAUGUGCUGUAUACUGGUUCCGACCAAUCUAAAAAUCGCUACAGUAAUGUUUGCCCUUAUGACCACAAUCGCGUCCUGGUUGGUCAAGAUGGCUAUAUCAACGCCAGCUAUAUUCGCACAUCUAUUUCCAAGCUACGAUACAUCGCAGCUCAGGCACCUGUACCGAAUUCGUUUUGUGAUUUCUGGAAAGUCGUGUUUGAUCACCGGGUACCGGUAAUUGUGAUGCUCACUGCCCUUGCUACUCAAGGGGGACACGUAAAAUCUCACAAAUACUGGGAAGUUGGCGAUUAUGGAGGCGUCCAGAUAACUUCCUUAGAGGAAGAAACCUUUGGUAAUGAUGGUGUCACCGUGCGCUAUAUUACUCUUCAGAAGGGCCCUGAUACCCACAAACUUGUUCAAAUGCAGUACACAAAAUGGACGGACUUGGGACGUCCGGAAAAAGUUGAGGAUGCCAUCGAACUAGUCCGCCUUAAGAAUCAAUUACUGCAAGAUUAUAAGAACUCGGUCAUCGGUUCUGACUGGGUUCUGGUACAUUGCAGUGCUGGAUGCGGCCGCACAGGGUCUUUCUGCAUUAUUGAUUCCGUUAUCGACUACUACAGAAAACUGCCGAGGUUUGACCGUGCGGAGGAUACUAAAGAUCAUAUUUACGAGACAGUCCAUGAGCUGAGACGGCAACGACUGGGCAUGGUUCAAGUUCAGCGUCAAUUUAGUUUAUGCUAUGAGGCCGUCAUUCUGUGGUACUGUAAACACUAUCUGGCGGAAGAGGGCGAUCUUGACAGCAGCUGCUCAGCGGAUUCUGAACCUCAUUAA
Messenger RNA from Wickerhamiella sorbophila, 1938 nucleotides. RefSeq names its product Tyrosine-protein phosphatase 1. NCBI's taxonomy places the organism in Eukaryota, Fungi, Ascomycota, Dipodascomycetes, Dipodascales, Trichomonascaceae. Gene Ontology annotation, molecular function: protein tyrosine phosphatase activity. The coding region runs from base 1 to 1938 and encodes 645 amino acids. Gene Ontology annotation, biological process: protein dephosphorylation. The record is from RefSeq and is a predicted model, not a curated record. The transcript has a single exon.